Molecule: messenger RNA, 2721 nt
Organism: Eleginops maclovinus (Patagonian blennie)
Lineage: Eukaryota; Metazoa; Chordata; Actinopteri; Perciformes; Eleginopidae
Gene: poln
Product: polymerase (DNA directed) nu
Exons: 24
Coding region: 1-2721 (906 amino acids)
Biological process (GO): DNA-templated DNA replication; double-strand break repair via alternative nonhomologous end joining
Molecular function (GO): DNA binding; DNA-directed DNA polymerase activity
Source: RefSeq, a predicted model, not a curated record
AUGGGUCCCCCACUUCCACUCCAUACCAUGAAACCUCCAAUCAGAGACAGAGCUCUCAGUCCUCGGCCUGUUAUCAGUACUCGCAGACGACAGACUCCCUGCCCCCCUCCUGUUCCGCCCCCUGCUGGGAUUCCUCCUUCCAAAGGCAGACGUCUCGGCCUGAAGCCUAUUAUCGGCACUCGCAGAUUCAUUACCACAGAAAAACCUCUGAACCUCCCGCUGGCCUAUCCAGUCAGGCUCUGUCAUUCCCUCAGCGUGAGGAGACGGCAGCAUCCCUCUCCCAUAGAGGCCCGUACACCCUGUCCCUCCAAACUCCAGAGAGACCUGGUGACCAUCAAGCUACAGCAUGGAGGAAUCCUGGGGGGCACCACCUCUGAUAACCUGGAGAGAAACACAGAAAGAAUAGAUGUGAUGGAGGUCAGUGUGGAAAUGCACAGGGAGGGAAUUGCCACAAGCAAUGAAGAUAAGAUGGAGACAGAGCAGCGCCAUUGUUCUGAGGUCCAAACGACAGAUAGGCUGGGUGAGACAGACAGUGAGAUGCCUGGGGUAGAGCACGGGGAGGUCAGACAUGAGACUCUGAAGCCACCUGUGGACUGCCAAAAUGAGAGUUCAUCUGCAGAACUCAAGUACAAGCGGGCCAAACAGAACGGGCCAAAGAUAUCCCAUGACCAGGCUGACGUUAACGAGCCACCCACCCUUUCCAAAGCUAGCUGUGUGACUGCGACCCUGGCAUCUGACCCCAGAGUAAAGGAUUCUGGGAAGAUGAACCCAGACGAAAGGAUGCAAAUGCUAGAGGAGGGGAGGAAGAGCGAGGCGCUGGUGCUGACCUUGGUGUAUCGAGACGGAACAACUCAGUUAGACCCAGAACAGAAGCUCACUCCAGAAGUGUGUGGCCUCCUCAUCCUGAUGAAGAACAGCCUCGCACGCAGCAACCCGGAGGACUCGCUGGCGCCAAACGACAGCCUGGUCUACUUAAAACUAGAACACACACCUGCUUGGGCUCAGCAACACACACACCAGAGCCAGGAGCUGUUUACCAGAGAUAUGCUGCUACAGGUGCUAGCAAGAUCUCAACUGGUGGUGUGCUAUAAGGCCAAGGAUCUGCUCCGUACAGCGCUGCAGUUCUACAGACGAGACCUCAGCGGGAAACAAGUGGCAGGAUGUCGCAUCCAGGACCCACAGGUGUCAGGGUGGCUUCUGGACCCUGAAAAUCCUGCCUCAUGUUUCCAGGACCUUCUCAAUAAACACAGCAAAAGACUGCACACAACACCGGCUCUGGGUACCAAGAAGGUUUCUCAGGUCAUCUCAGGUCUCUAUUCGCUCCACUGGCUCAACAUGGAGCUAUGCUUUAAACUACAGAGCCAGGGCCUGUGGGAGCUGUACUCAGACUUGGAGCUGAACAUGAUCUCUGUUCUCGCAGCCAUGGAGAGCCAUCGUAUCCACGUGGACAAAGAAGCUCUGAAGAGAACUUCAGACCUGCUGGGGGCUAAGAUGAAGCACCUGGAGCAGGAGGCCCACCGAGCAGCAGGGCAAAUAUUCCUGGUCACCAGCAACACUCAACUACGAACAGUCCUGUUUGAGAAGCUGUGCCUCCACGAGCGCUGCGAAAACAAGAAGCUUCCCAAGACCAUCAACAAACGGCAGCAGUCAACAUCAGAGGCUGCAUUGUUGCAGCUUCAGGACCUCCACCCUCUGCCAAAGAUCAUUCUAGAGUACAGACAGGUUCACAAAAUCAAGUCCACUUUUGUCGAUGGGAUUCUCUCCUGCAUGAUGAGCAAGAACUACGUUUCCUCGACGUGGUACCAGACCAGCGUGGUGACAGGGAGAAUCUCAUCCAAGCACCCAAACUUCCAGGCCCUACCAAGACAGCCCCUUCACUUCACCAAGCAGCAGUACAUAGAAGGAAAGGAGGAGGAGGUUGUGACUGUUCAUCCCCGGGCAAUGUUCAUUCCUCAAGAAGGAUGGACCUUUCUGGCUGCAGACUUCUGCCAGGUGGAGCUGCGCCUCCUGGCCCACCUCUCCUCCGACCCCGAGCUGCUCCGCAUUUUCACCGACCCGCAGGCCGACGUCUUUACUAUGUUGGCCUCUCAGUGGAAGGGGGUGAGUGAGGGUGAGGUGACUUCUGAGGAUCGGGAACACACCAAACGCAUUGUCUACUCUGUUGUUUACGGGGCAGGUCGUGAGCGACUGUCAGGGAUCCUCGGGGUGAGCGCUGAGCAGGCCAGCCGCUUCCAGGACAGUUUCCUGCAGAGCUACAGAGAAGUGCAGGCCUUCAUCCAGAGGACCAUCCAGCUGUGCCACAAACGAGGCUACGUGCUCUCCAUCAUGGGUCGACGGCGGACCCUCCCUAACGUCCAUUCCCCGGAUUGGGGCAUCCGGAUGCAGGCUGAGAGGCAGGCUGUCAACUUUGUGGUCCAAGGUUCUGCUGCUGAUCUCUGUAAGAUUGCCAUGAUCCGAAUCUUCAACCUGGUCUCCUCCUCCAGCUCGCUCUCCGCCAGGCUGGUAGCACAGCUCCAUGAUGAGCUUCUGUAUGAAGUGGAGGAAGCCCAGGUGGAGCAGUUUGCAGCUCUGGUGAGGAACACCAUGGAGUCCCUGCAGCACAUAGACCAUCUAGGAGUCCAUCUGAAGGUCCCCCUGAAGGUGGCGCUCUCCAGUGGAAAGUCUUGGGGAUCCAUGUCUGAGCUCAACAUCCCUGCUAUGUCUCCCUCUGCUUCUCUUUGA